GGACGUGCGCCGCGCGGCCGCCGUGCUGCGGGACAGCGGCAAGACGCACAUGUAACACACACAACAUGCCGUCGACAUCAGGGACGCCUGCCUACUUAUAGCUAGAGGUGUUCGCGGAGGGGGCGCGCCGCCGCCGACAUGUACCUGGCCGCCGGGGACGUGCGCCGCGCGGCCGCCGUGCUGCGGGACAGCGGCAAGACGCACAUGCUGAUAGAACUGGCGCGCAAGAUGGACAAGGGCUCGAGUGAGUCGCUGCGGCACCUGGCCGAGGCUCUGGUGGCCGCUGGGGAGCUGACCACCGCCGCCGACCUCUACCAGAGACUCGGAGACUACAGGAGAGUCGGCCAACUCGCAGUGGCUGCGGGCGAAUGGUCGCGAGCUUUCGCGCUCGCUCGCGAUCAUCCCGAAUGCAAGAAAGACGUUUACUUACCUUACGCGCACCGGAUGGCUCAAGAAAAUAAAUUUGUUGAAGCGCAAAAAGCGUACCACAUGGCGGGCGACUGGCAGACCGCUCUCCGCGUGCUCACCAUACUGGAGCAGGGCGCGCUGUCUGAGGAGCGCUUCUCGGACGCGGCUCACCUGCGCCACCUGCUGGCGCGGCAGGCACUACACUCCCUCCACACCUCCGACAGUAGUGAGCGCGCAACAUUGCUGCGUCAGUACGAGAAGAGCGAGUGGUUGUCGCGGGUAUACCACGCAUACGACGCGGUCCACCGCAGCGUGCACGAGCCGUUCUCGUUGAGCCAGCCGGACGGCCUGCUGCACGCGGCGCGCUACGUGCUGUCCCAGCUGACGAGCGCACCCGCACCGCCGGGCCUCUCCAUGUUCUGCCUCUAUCUCUGUAUGGCGAAACAGGCCAAACAGCUGAACGCAGGACUUCUGGCGCGACAGAUGCUGGACAAGAUUCUCGGUCUGCAGAUACCACACAAAUUUCAGGAGAGUGUUGAGCUGCUGAUGCUGAAGAGCGGCAGGCAGGCGGGUCGCGAGGAAGACCUGGUGCCGCUGUGCUGGCGCUGUCGACGACACGCCCCGCUCAUGGCCACGCACUGUCCGCGCUGUCGGCACGUGUUUGUGCACUCUAUGGCCACACACGAGGUACUGGCGCUGGUGCAGUUCGUGCCCGAGACCGGCAUCUCCGAGGAGGAGGCGCUGGAUCUAAUCGAGCGGACAGCGCCGCCCGAGGACGUGGAGUCCGACCAAGACGUGCUGGUCGUCCACCGAGACACCGACAACGCAGACCCCUUUGUAGAUAAGUUCGACGAGGAGGACGACGGUGGAGUAGUGGUGUGCGGACGCGCUGCUCUGGUGCGGCUGAGCGCGGGCUGCGUGGUGGUCGUGCGCCGAGCUCCGCUGGCCACGCUGUUCUACCGGAACAUGUUGCCAGAGCUACCUGUCACCACGUGCCCCGCCUGCCACACGCUCUACUACACGGAGGACUAUGAAGUACAACUGGUAACGCGGGGCCACUGCGGCUUCUGCCGUCAGCCAGCCGCUUGCGACCAGAGCGAGGACCACGAGCGGGUUCGGGGCUCCUCUACCGACGACUCCGGCCCGAGCAGCCCCCGGACUCCCCGCGACGAUCAGGCCACUUGGUGAUGGCUGCCCCUAAAUUGACAAGUGUACUGAAUGAAAGACGUCAAGUGAUAUCCGUCGCUUCUAUAUAUACAAUCCAAGUUAUUAUCGGCCAAAAUUAAUGGACAAUGCAAGGCUUGAACCCGCGCCUCUAACCUCCGGAACUUUUAACCUAAUGAGUGUACCAUUUAACUAGCCAUGCUCAGACAUAUGACAAAAUUGCUAUUAUCAUUACCAUCUGGAAGUGUAGUCAUCUCUUCAACGAACUAUCUUGCACGCACAACAAACUAUGGAAUGAAACUCUGUUUGAAAAAAUGUUUCCAGGACGAUAUGACACGGGUGUCGUAAAACGUUCUUGCUCGUACACUUUUCUAAAAGGCCGUCAGCGCUCAGCCACUGUGAUGUCUGAUGUUGCAGAUGAAUGUGGGCCGCGGUGAUCACUUAACAUGAGGUGACUAUCUAAUAUUUUAUAAUAUACAAUAAAAUAUUAUAUAAAAGUAGUAUUUAGAAUAAAUUAAAUAGAAGGCUACCAGAGAAGGAGGCUGUUUGAUUGUGCAACAAUCCCUCGUGUGUUUUGAUUUUCGUACUCCGACUAAGAGCCACCGCAAAAAAGUUAUUCUCUGCAACUAAUAUAAGUUUGACAACGAAAUAAUAUUGAUUUAAAAUUACGAUUAAAUACCUAUUUAUAUUAUAGAAAAAACUGAUCUAUUUUUAUAAGAUGAACUUAGGUAUACUAGGUAGGUACAGGUUUAAGUAAAGAAGACAACCCUUACGUCGUCAGAAGAGGUAAGAAUGACGCGAUAAAAAGAGAGAAAGCUUUAAAGGGAAUAUAAAAGUAAGUUAUUAACGUUGUGCGAUAUGAAUUGAGCAUAAUGUAUCCGCCUUAACACAUGGCAAGAAUCCCUAUUUCUUUAAUUGAUUUUGCGAAGUAAGAGAGGUCACUCCGCAAAGGUUAACUCAGGUUAGAGCAACGGAGGCAUUCACUAUAGAGCGCGGAUUCGAAUCCCGAAUCACCUAUAAAGUUUUGAUACGAAAACAAGAAAAAGUGUUUUUUUUUAAGUUCAGUGAAUAUGUAAAAGCCAUAACUUUGAACAUAAUAUUAUAAACUAAUGCAAAAGUUAAAGUAAAGAAAGUUUGUAUGUUGUGAGCCAUGUCGCCAUAAAUGAAUGUACAAACACUUAUAUUAAUGACCAUUGCACGCCUGUAAAUAAUAUCAUACUUAGUUUAUAAGUGGUCCAUAUUUACGAACUACACCUUGUGAUAUUGCCACCGCCGUUAUUCCAAAUAAAUUCAUUCAUUAACAUAA
Messenger RNA from Leptidea sinapis, 2878 nucleotides. Its product is annotated as intraflagellar transport protein 122 homolog. Gene Ontology annotation, biological process: non-motile cilium assembly; protein localization to cilium; intraciliary retrograde transport. Lineage: Eukaryota; Metazoa; Arthropoda; Insecta; Lepidoptera; Pieridae. Gene Ontology annotation, cellular component: non-motile cilium; intraciliary transport particle A. Bases 139 to 1596 code for a protein of 485 amino acids. The record is from RefSeq and is a predicted model, not a curated record. The transcript has 10 exons.